AUGUCGUUCCCGCCGCAAUUCCACCCCCCUGGGGCAUUCCACUUCGACACAUCGACGACCCCCGGCCAGCCGCUACACGCGAAUGUCUUCCGCCCGCCUCCGUCCCCGACAGCAUCGAGCUACAAUCUCGCGAAAUCGACCGGAAGUUUGCUCUCCGACAUCUCCAUGCCGACUGCACCACAUACCGGGACAGCAAAGCGGAAACGAGCGAGGACGAGGGAGUCGACACCGCUAGAUUGGCAUAUGAACAUGGAGGGCGCCUUCGACGGCCGGGAGGAAGAAAAAGGCCGGGAGUCCAGGAGAGCAUUGGGCCCGAAAGCAAUACCCGAAGCCGAGUCCCCAUCGACGCAAAUACCACUCGAUCGCACAUCGAACGCGCCGAGCUCGGCAGCCUGGAGCCUAUUCAGCUUACAAACGAUAGAAGACAUGGUUGGCAAGGUUUGGGAGUUCUGUACGAAGGGCGCUUUUAGGGGGUUCCAGGCGGGCGGCGGCCAAGGAUACACGGUCAAUGGAGCGACGGUAACUGAGACGACAGGGCACUCGUGGGGUCCAGAAUCGGACACACCCAUACGACUCUACGAAGACACUCCCAUGACACAAGCCACGCCGUCGUACUUUCUCCCAGCCAGUGCAAACGCCCUCCUCGCCCGUAUAUGA
Molecule: messenger RNA, 657 nt
Organism: Chaetomium globosum CBS 148.51
Lineage: Eukaryota; Fungi; Ascomycota; Sordariomycetes; Sordariales; Chaetomiaceae
Exons: 2
Coding region: 1-657 (218 amino acids)
Source: RefSeq, a predicted model, not a curated record